GAGUAUCUGUGCGCGGCUUUGUUAUGAUUCGGAAUUCCUUAGUAUUUUAGUAAAGUAAGCAACAAUUUACAAAGGAAAGUUUGUCGGUUCCAAAACGAGCUCUUGUUGUUAACCUGUCUACUACAUUCACGUCAUACUCAUACGGUUAGUUACCGUCCCUGCUGCACCGCACUGUUGUUUUCGACGUUAUUGUGUUAAUUUCGUCUCGCAUGAACUUCGUUAGUGAUAAAUUAAAGUGAUUAAAGUGUCCUAUUAAUUUUAGUGCCAAAAAUGGCAUUAAGUCAGGACGAAUCUAGUAAACAAGUGGUAAGGGUGGAUCAAGAUUCGGAAACAGAUUUGCAGGCUUUGUUUGAUAGUGUGUUAAAACCGGACUCUAAAAGACCUUUACAAGUUCCGUGGAGUAUGCGAAAACUUCCCGAUUCUUUUUUCAACCCUCCGUCGACGGGAUCGAAAUCUAUUAACCAUUCUAGAGAAAAUUCGGUGGAUUCGGCUUUCGGGUCAUCAAGCGGGGGCGGUGGCAGUGGAACCGGCGCCACAGCUGUCAGCACUGUGCCAUUACAAAAUCAACAUCACCGUGCCCAUAGUUCCCCAGCUUCCUUACAACAAACCUAUGCAGUAGGACAACAAACAGCCCCAAGUCAUCAUCAUGUAAAACAACGUUCAUACGACGUGGCUACUAAGUCGUCCGAGGACAGCACUCCCCUUCCCCCUGGCUGGGAACAAGCUCGCACCCCAGAAGGACAGGUGUAUUAUCUUAAUCACUUAACACGCACAACAACAUGGGAAGAUCCAAGAAAGACGCUAGUAACUCAAGCGGCAGUCCAACAGCAUCAGAGUGCGGAGCAGUUGUUACCUGCACAUCAAGUGGCCCAAUCACAAUCACCUACCCAAAGUUCAGCUUGCACAGCUAAAGCAAACACAGACGUUGAUUUGGGACCUUUACCUGAGGGAUGGGAACAAGCACAAACUCCAGAGGGAGAAAUUUAUUUCAUUAAUCAUCAAUCUCGUACUACAUCAUGGUUUGAUCCUCGGAUACCUCAACAUUUACAACGAACGCCAGGGGGCACCAGUAUUCUUCAACAACCGUGGCAGCAUACAAGUACUUUAUCACCGCAAUCAUCGCCGGCCAAACAGCAGCAGCUACGUCUACAGCUUUUGCAACUAGAACGUGAACGUUUAAAACAGCGACAGCAGGAAAUUAGACGACAACAAGAGCUAAUGUUACGUGGGAGUAAUACGGAAUUGCCGAUGGAUCCUUUUCUGUCGAGCCUUACCGACCAUUCUCGUCAGGAAUCUGCAGACAGUGGAUUGGGUAUGGGAACCACAUAUUCGAUGCCACACACACCUGAAGAUUUUUUAUCUAACAUGGAUGACAACAUGGACGUUGCCAGUGAGAGUCAUACGAUGGACACACCGGAUAUAUCAUCUUUAAGUGACAAUAUUGAUUCUACGGAUGACUUAGUGCCUACUUUACAAUUAGGUGAAGAAUUUCCAAAUGUGAUGUUAGACGAUGUCCAAAGUCUAAUAAACGCGCCUACAACAAAGCCUGACAAUGUGCUCAUUUGGUUGUAAGCAAAAAACGAAGGAUCAUUUAAGUGCCUGGUAUGCUCAUUUCUUAAAAUUUACUAGUAUUUUCUAUGUUUAUUCUACAUAAAAUGCAAAAUGGGGGUACCUCAUUGUCCUAUUUAUUUUUAUUUAUGGCUAAGCGAGUAAACCUUCUCUACUUAAUCAGUGGGAAUAAAUAAGACUGAAUACUGAAAGGGAUUAAAGUAAUUUUAGAGUCAUAUACAACCUGUAGAGAGAUCGCUGAACAAAGAUGAGGUGCCAUCUAUUUGUAUUCAAUUAUUGGAAUCGUUUCGAUUUAUAAUUGUGGAAAUCAUUCACAAGGUAGUGGAUAAGGUAGUUACUAAUGUAAGUUUGCAAUAUUUCUUAACGUACGCUUUAAAUUGCAAUAAUAUCUCUUAAGCUGUAUUGUUGAAACUUUGUUUUCUCAUUUUCUUAACGUUUAAAAAUCACUUUGUUGCACUGCCAAGACUACUUACACACUGUAUGUUUGUGAAUGUACCUGCAAUAAAUAAUGAAAUGCGACUAACAGUGACGCAGGUAAAAUAAGCUGUUCACUAAUUGAUAAUUGUCUACUAUUGUCAAACAAUAGCGGAGUUUAAUUGUCAUCAACUUUGAUAGUACAGUACGACGGGCAGCUUGUUUGUUGUAUAACAUUUAUAGUUAAUGUUGAGCAAAUUGUGUUAAUUAUUUAUUAUAUGUUAUUUAUUGAACUAUUUUCUUUUUCAAAACUGUGAAACGGGCCUUCAAAAUUGCUGUAGUUGCGAUUUCAAAAUUCAACAUUAUAUAGUAGGUACAGUGUGGGGGAUAGGUUUAAUUGAUACAGUACUAUUAUGUUAAGUAGUUUAUAAAGUAGAGUAGGAUAGGUAUUAUAAUUAUAGCAAUAUUAUUACAGUAACAGAAGCAAAUGAUUAUAAUCAAACUUAAAUAGCCUCACACUAGUAAUAAGUAAACGCUUAUCAUUGGCCUUUUAUAGUACUGAAUAAGCAACGAAGAGAUUACAUAUUGCGUACUACUUAAAUUUAUAUACUUAGGUAAGAUUGAGAGCUAUAUGAGUAAAGUUAGUUAAUUAUUUGUGUGGUAUUUACACUCAAUUUGAAUGUUUAUAUAAAUAUUAUAUAUUUACAAAUUUAGGUGUGCUCAUUAUCAUCGAUAUUAAAAAAUAUUGCACAAGUAUCUUUGAUAAUGACGUUACAAAUUCGAUUCCGCCGAUACUUUCGAAUUUGUUACAUUUGCACUGCCCCGCUCGUGAUUUUGGCUGGCUCAGUUAAAGUUAUUCGCUUUUUUAUACAUUUCUUGUUAACAUUGUAAUUAAAAAAUACUGUAUUUACUUGUUGCGCUCAUUACUAAACAAAUCCAUCCAUUUUGGUGCCUUUAAUUAUUAAUGUAAAUACAUGACAAUCUUUAAUUAUAGUUGAUAGGUCUAAUGUAAUAAAUAAUUACAAACCGAUGUAUAGUGCCUUUCACUUAAAAAUUUUACUUUUAAAGGUGUAGUGUUUAAGUGCUAUAUGGCCUCGUCAAAUUAACAAAAUAAUGUUGUAAUUUUGUAUUUAUUCGACAGUAAAUUCUACCAAAGUGA
Molecule: messenger RNA, 3142 nt
Organism: Photinus pyralis (common eastern firefly)
Lineage: Eukaryota; Metazoa; Arthropoda; Insecta; Coleoptera; Lampyridae
Gene: yki
Product: transcriptional coactivator YAP1-A
Exons: 5
Coding region: 271-1572 (433 amino acids)
Biological process (GO): positive regulation of transcription by RNA polymerase II; hippo signaling
Cellular component (GO): nucleus; cytoplasm
Molecular function (GO): transcription coactivator activity; protein binding
Source: RefSeq, a predicted model, not a curated record